Molecule: messenger RNA, 786 nt
Organism: Mercurialis annua (annual mercury)
Lineage: Eukaryota; Viridiplantae; Streptophyta; Magnoliopsida; Malpighiales; Euphorbiaceae
Exons: 1
Coding region: 1-786 (261 amino acids)
Source: RefSeq, a predicted model, not a curated record
AUGAGAUCUGCUACAAAAGUUGAUACUGAUAGAUUGUUAAAAGAAGGGGAUAGUCGUGGAUUUCCUGGAAUGUUAGGAAGUAUUGAUUUUAUGCAUUGUAAAUGGAAAAAUUGUCCAGUUGCUUGGAAAGGUAUGUAUGUUGGUCAUGUUCGUGAACCGACGUUAGUUCUUGAAGCUAUCGCUUCAUAUGAUCUUUGGAUAUGGCAUGCAUUUUUUGGACUACCAGGAUCGCAUAAUGACAUUAAUGUUUUGGAGCGAUCCUUCUUAUUUACGGAACUUGCUAAAGGACGAGCCCCCCCGGUUAACUAUUCGAUCAAUGGUCAUGAAUAUACAAUGGGAUACUAUCUUGCUGAUGGUAUAUAUCCUUCAUGGUCAACAUUUGUGAAAACAAUUCCAAUGCCACAAUCUAAUAAGCACAAACAAUUUGCUACAGCUCAAGAGUCGGCAAGAAAAGAUGUUGAACGAGCAUUUGGAGUGUUGCAAGCACGGUUUUCCAUCGUUCGUGGACCAGCACGUUUUUGGCAUCGUGAAACUCUUAAAAAUAUUAUGAAAGCUUGUAUUAUAUUACAUAAUAUGAUUGUUGAAGAUGAAAGACAUGUUAAAAAUUUAGAUUAUAAUUAUGAUUCAUUUGAUGUCAAUCCUGAUAUAUCAGUCUCCCAAGAGCGUUCAGCAGAGCUUUUGGAGUUUAUUCAAUGUCAUCGUCGGAUUAGGGAUAGAGAUACUUACUUUCAACUACAACAAGAUCUAAUAGAGCAUAUAUGGAGAACACAUGGAAGUCGUACCUAA